AUGGAUCUGUUGGCUCUUAUCUAUGGUUACCCUGCUGGCCUGUCCUCUCUGGUGCUCUUUGUGAGUAACGUUGGAGUAAUCAACCAUACUGUGUUCAGUAGUAACAACCUGGCCUCAGUCACCCGCCUCACAAUCAACAACGCUGGUAUUACCUGCAUCGCAUCCAGAGCUCUCCGGUUCUUCAACAACCUCAAGACCCUCAGCCUGGACCUCAACAACAUCUCCCAUCUCAGCUCAGCCUGGUUCAGCCAACCAGCCAUCCUCCAAAACCUCACCCUAAUUCAGAACCAUAUUGAAGUUGUAGAGGACUCCAUGCUUAGUAGUUUCAGAGGACUCACUGGCCUAACUAGCCUAAACUUGGCCAGGAAUAGGAUCCAGACCAUCAGUCCUGGCUGUUUUAGCGCCCUGAACAGCCUGGCCUACUUGGAUCUGUCUGGUAACAGACUGACCAGGGUUAGCCCCCAGGACCUGCUCCCACUCUCCCCCUCCACACAGAUCAGGCUGGAUGGCAACCCCUGGAACUGCUCCUGUGGAGUGGAGGACUUUGUCGUCUUCCUAAGAGGUCUGCAGAAUGCAUCUCUGCUGGAGAGAGAGAUGGAGGUGAUUUGUACCAGCCCUGCAGCCCUGAGAGGCCAGCCUGUGUGGAACGUAUCUGAGUGUGUGAAACCUAACCCACAGCCACAGGAGGAUACUCACAUACGGCCCCCAGCCAUGUCCAUCACGGUCUCCACACUCAUAGCAGUGAUAGUGGUGCUGUGUAUCCUGAUCUGUGUGGUCUGUGCCCUGGCUGUAGUCUGGAGGAGGAAACGUGAGACCAAACAGGUGAAGCCCAGUCUGGAGACAAAAGAGGAGGAGGCCGCAAAGCAGCCAGACAGUUCAACCACCACCCUCCACAAACAGGUGGAUUCUGCAAUGUCUAAAUGGGAUCCAGAGCUUGCUACGAGGACUUACAGAUCUGGAGUCAGAGCCAAGUCUGCUGAUGCGGUCCUCUCCACAUCCCAGUUCUGUAGAGCAGAGAGAGAACUACACAGGGUGGUGCUGGAGACUGAGAGAGAACUACACAGGAUGGGGAGUGCGAGAGAGAGCCCGUUAGAAGAUAUGAGGAACUCAGAGGAAGAGAACAGCAAAGAGCCAGGAGGUAAUGAGUCCCAGGGGGUAGAUAGAAACCUGACAGGAAAAGAUGAUCUUACCAGUGAAGUGAGUCAGGAAAAUGACAGAGAUGAGAGAGAUGCUGACGGAACUGUGAAUCUGCAAGAUGGCGGCCAAAACAUAAUCUGUGUAUCCCAGGAUUCGGAGACCAUACCGUACCUGACCAUCGGUGCUGACCCGGCCAAACCAAAACCUGAAUGCCACAAAGGUCUAAGUCCACAGAAAGUCAUGACAAGGAUUUCCACGUGGCCCCCCACCUCAGCUCAGUGGCAGAUCCACUUUGCCAUACAGAGAGAGGGGCUCUGUGUCUUCCCUGAGCAUGACCCUGGCCAAGAGGUCGAAGGAGAAACAGAGAACCAAUCACCUGACCCUGGUGAAACAGAGAACCAAUCACCUGACCAAGAGGUCGAACAGAUCCAAUCACCCAACCCUGGUGAAACAGAGAACCAAUCACCUGACCCUGAGCAAGAGUUUAAAGAUGACACAGAUAAUCUUUCAGCUGAUGUUUCUGUCAGUGUUCUGGAAUCUUCCCCUUCAACCAUUGCUCUGGAGUCUUCACCCCCAGAAGGGGACAUGGGUGAGGACAAUGCUGAGGAGAACUGCAGCACGCCACCAGACUUUGUGACAUCCUCUCCAGAGUAUGAUCCAGUCUCACUGGAUGAUGCUGAACCAGAACCUCUCAUUGAGGCAAGUGAGACCCUGUCAGACCUGGUCGACACUACCCUGUCCCUGUCUCGUAAUGUCCUGACCCAGACUGAGACCAAACAUGGUCAAGAAAAUCCUGAAGAAUUGGAUAACAAACCUGCACACGUUAUAAACAGGGCUAUAGAGAGUGAAGGUAAAUCAAACAGAAAGGGGGCGCCAAAGAGAGCACAGAGAGCGGGCAGGAGCAGAGAGAGUACAGAGUGUAGUGGAGCUCCCCCUAGUGGUGUCUCCCCCAGUGAUGACAACCUUCUACUGGAUAAUGAAUACACCUAUAUUGACCUGCUGCACGAGGUGGUUCAGAACCAGGGCCGAUGGACCAGAGAGAGGUGGAAACAGACUCACCUCAACAAAGCAGCAAGCAAGAGAAGCAAGCACCAGGGACAGGGACAUUAAACUACAGACUGUGGCUUUUAUAAUGAUUUUAUAGUUCAAUGUAGUCUUUUUAUAUGAUCUGGUGUUGUCUUAUGUUUUUACUUGUCCUAUCUAUUGGUGUAUGAAAUAGUCUGUAGUGUGUUGUGUAGUGUUUUGAAAAGUGCUAUACAUAUAAAAUGUAUUAUCAUUAUUAGCUAAUGUGUUUUUCCCCUUUCCUGUGGUGACAAAGGGUGAGCAACCCCACCAUUAGAAGUGUUUGA
This is a messenger RNA of Coregonus clupeaformis (lake whitefish), 2486 nucleotides long. RefSeq lists its product as uncharacterized. Gene Ontology annotation, molecular function: protein binding. The transcript has 5 exons. Lineage: Eukaryota; Metazoa; Chordata; Actinopteri; Salmoniformes; Salmonidae. The record is from RefSeq and is a predicted model, not a curated record. Bases 1 to 2247 code for a protein of 748 amino acids. Gene Ontology annotation, cellular component: plasma membrane.